AUGUCUUCCUAUCAAGAGCAUUGCCGAAUGAUGGAGACCAUAUCUACAUCACUUUCGGUUCAAUUGACAUUAAUAUUUCAAUUUUUGUGUUCUCUAAUUGCAUUACCUGUGGUAGUUAUAGCAAGUCAUUGGCUGUGGAAGUCGAGAAAUGCAAGACUGUUUCAUAUUAAUGUGAUUAUUAUAUUUCAAGUACAUCUUUUUGGAUUUUUCAUUCAUUUUUUUAGUAGAAUAAUUCUCCAUGGCUUGGAUCUAUAUAACUAUUCAGUUUACGACUACUGUAAUAUGCCUGCAAGCACAGUGAGAUGUUUUGUGUUCCGAACUCAAUAUGUACUGGGGAUUCGGUUAGUUAGCGCGACUACAGUUCCAGUUAUCAUUGAAAGAUACAUCGCCACGAUUCGAUCACCAAGUUAUGAGCACUCUGGAUGCACAUUGGGUCUACUCAUGGCCAUAUUGCAACUUACGAUCGGAUUUUUCUCGACCGCUUUUACAUUCUCCAGUUUUUCAUUUGCGGACCCUUUGAUGGAUUAUUGCAUUGCUUUUAAAAUUGGAAUAUUUGGCAGCACGGAUGUUAUUAAUUUGACGGGCGUCGCAAUUCAAAUUUUUGGAAGAAUACUGUUUGAGCUCAUGUUUCGAAAGAAUGAGGAACUCCGAUCAAAACUACUAACUUCAUCACUGUCAAAUCGAUACUCUUUAGAGCAAAACGUGAAAUCUAUGGAAACUUUGAAAGUGUUUGCUAAUUUACAAUCUAUUUUCCUUACUGCACAGAUGACUAUAUUUCUUUUCAUUCUUUAUUUAGGGCUGGCAAUUGAAAAAACUACCUACAUUUCUUUGAUUGAAUUGAAUGCUGGCUAUCCAAUAUAUGCUGUUGUUUCCAUUGUCAUUUUAUUCAGAAGAGAUCGAUUGAACAGGGUGAAGCUUGAAAAGUCUUUGGAAGCUCACAUGUAUGCGGAUCAAAAUAUUUAUUUUGUGAAUUUCAAGAAGGCCUGGCAAUGA
Caenorhabditis elegans is the source of this 993-nucleotide messenger RNA. It is a transcript of the gene srab-22, whose product is annotated as Serpentine Receptor, class AB (Class A-like). Bases 1 to 993 code for a protein of 330 amino acids. Lineage: Eukaryota; Metazoa; Nematoda; Chromadorea; Rhabditida; Rhabditidae. The transcript is spliced from 5 exons. The record is from RefSeq and is marked reviewed. Gene Ontology annotation, cellular component: membrane.